Macaca mulatta (Rhesus monkey) is the source of this 1319-nucleotide messenger RNA. It is a transcript of the gene ANAPC13, whose product is annotated as anaphase promoting complex subunit 13. Gene Ontology annotation, biological process: protein K11-linked ubiquitination. Gene Ontology annotation, cellular component: anaphase-promoting complex. The record is from RefSeq and is a predicted model, not a curated record. Lineage: Eukaryota; Metazoa; Chordata; Mammalia; Primates; Cercopithecidae.
GAGAUCCCCGGUGGGUACUGGGACCGCGCUCAGCCUGAGGUUUGGAGGCGGCCUCCUACAGGAAGCGACUUGAGACCUGAGAUUUUUAGACUGACUAUGGGUUCGCUGGAAUAAAAAGGAAGAAACAAACAGCAUUGCAGGCAUCGGGACUGUCACGUAUUUGAUAAGAUCAAAGCUGCAGGAAAAUGGACAGUGAGGUUCAGAGAGAUGGAAGGAUCUUGGAUUUGAUUGAUGAUGCUUGGCGAGAAGACAAGCUGCCUUAUGAAGAUGUCGCAAUACCACUGAAUGAGCUUCCUGAACCUGAACAAGACAAUGGUGGCACCACAGAAUCUGUCAAAGAACAAGAAAUGAAGUGGACAGACUUAGCCUUACAGUACCUCCAUGAGAAUGUUCCCCCCAUUGGAAACUGACACUUGGCUCCUUUCUUGUAUAUGGAUUUUCUAAAAGCACACAGAUAAAGCAUGUUUUGUUUCAGUCUCCUAAAUCAAAUCUUUGAGUAAUAAAUCAGCACUCAAAAAUGUAUACCCAUUUAGUUUGUGGUAGCAAAGUGCGAUGUGAAAAUGUUCACCAGAAUGAGAAACUGAGAUUUCUCAGUAAUGGUGAAUAUUUGGCUCUUUAAACCUAAAACUCUUCAUUGAGUAGCUUGUAUUUGAACAAGACUGGUUAAACAUUUGCCUUUACUUCUGAUUUUGCUUUACUGUCAAAGUUUAACACCUUCCAACUACUCAUGUGUGUCCUGUAACACAGGGGAUUGAACGUAUGAGAGGGAAAGGCAAAGGAAAAAGGAAGCCAGAUACUGGGAGAAUUACUAACUUCUCAUACUUCCCCACAUUGAGAAGCAUUCGGAGUGUAUUUAGCCUGUAGGUGUUGUGAUAUGCAAAUAUUCCAUUCCCUGGUUACUGGCAUUCCUAAGAUUCUUCAUGGUAUUUUCAAACUUUGGAUAAAUUUACAGAUUAGAAAGAUAUCUGACAGUUACCUCUGUUCUCUCUACAACUUCCUUUUGUGCUGCUGGAAAGGAUCUUUGGCUAGGUGGACCAUUAGUUUUAUUCAGUAGUGGCAUUUCCUAUUUUCUCAAAGCCCUUUCAGUUAUAACCACCCCACUAUGGAAUCAGUAUUUAGUUACACAUUUGUAUAAGAACCUGUAUUUUGAAAAACACAUUUGUGUAUAUUUCCUGGAAUUAUUUGCCUGUUAAACAGUGUCUUUCGUGUGCUCUCCCCAGAUUGUAAACGCUGUAAGAAGCAGCCCUGGCUGCCUGUAUCUGUAUCCCUUGUUGAAACUCUGAAAACACUGAAUAACUAAAAUCUCUUCUCAUCCUUUU